AUGGGGUGCUUCUGCGCGUUCCCCAGGGGCGGCGAGAUCGACAGCGAGCGCGAGGUAGUCACACAAUACCGACAGCCGACCGGAAAGGAGGUUCAUGGCAGCCCAGUCGAAAGCGCUACCUCCUUCCCGGAGUUCCUGUCAUCCGCCUCGUUCCCUGGGAAGCAGGGGCGUCGCGACGAGUCGCCCAGCACAGCAACAGCCGUAUCCCCGCUGGAGUCAGACCUGGGGCACUUUGACCUGGAUCGGAGAGCGAUCACGCAGAUGAACCAGCUUAGCCACUCGCAGCCACCCUCCCCCAAGACGCCCAAGCAGUGCGUGGAAGCAGAGGAUGGAACUGCUCAAGUGGACGUGCAGCGAACAGGCAGCGAGGCUGCAUGGCAAGGGAACCCCAUCAGGGGGCACCCCAGGUAUAGGAAGCUAAAGGAGGUUCGGGGGCGGGGGGCCGCUUCUCGAGCAGAGGAGGAUUUGCGGGUGCUGCUGUGCAAGGAUGAGGACACCGGCCGGCUGGUUGUCAUCAAAUUUUUGCGCAGAGGCACGGCCGAGGUGGAAAACGCAGAGCAGGAGGUCAUGAACUUGCGGCUGUGCACGGCGCACCCCUACAUAGUGCACCUGCGACAGGUGUUCCUGACAAAUCAGUACCUUGCGAUAGUCAUGGAGCACACGCCAGGUGGCAACCUGUUGGACUACAUCACCAACAACUCCCCGGACGUGCCAGGGGUCGGACUCCAUGAGGAGAUCGCCAGGUCGUUCUUCCAGCAGCUGUUGGUGGCGGUGGACUUCUGCCACGCGAUGGACAUAGCGCUGACAGAUGUGCGGCCGGAGAGCAUCAUGUUAGUAGAGGCAAAUGAUGCCCCCAGCCUGUGUAGCAUAGGGUCCCACCACGGGGAGGGCUUCGUGACCCCUGUGGGGGGUUUGGGCCGGCGGGGGGUCCCGCGGCUCAAGCUGUUCAGCUUCCGGCUCGGCGGCGGCGCGCAGCCGGCCAUGGCCGGCCGGGCUGACGCGUAUACAGCGCCAGAGGUGCUGCAGGGCGGCCCUUCUGAAAGACAGGCUGCUGGGAUUUGGUCCUGCGGUGUGCUGCUGCACUACAUGCUGACGGAAGAGCUGCCGGAUUUGGAGGCCCUGAAGACCGGCGCCCAGCGGGGGGCGUUGCCUCUGCACCUCAAGGGUGUUUCGGCCGAGUGCCGCGACCUGCUGGGGGGGAUGCUGCAAGUGGACCCUGCCGAGCGCGCAGAUGCCUGGUGGAUCAUGAACCACCCCUGGUUCCAAAUGGACUGCCCGGAGGGGCUGGUGGAUGUGGACACGGAGCUGCUGAUAAUGCUGGAGGAGGGCAUGCUUGAUGGCUUCUGCGAGCAAUCCGAGGCUGAGCUUGGCAGCGUCCUGCGCCGGGCGCAGCAGCUGCAAUCGCCCAAGUCCCAGGCCGAGCGCGGCGCGUCGGGCGUGCUAUAG
Molecule: messenger RNA, 1446 nt
Organism: Coccomyxa subellipsoidea C-169
Lineage: Eukaryota; Viridiplantae; Chlorophyta; Trebouxiophyceae; Coccomyxaceae
Product: kinase-like protein
Exons: 7
Coding region: 1-1446 (481 amino acids)
Biological process (GO): protein phosphorylation; intracellular signal transduction
Cellular component (GO): cytoplasm
Molecular function (GO): ATP binding; protein serine/threonine kinase activity
Source: RefSeq, a predicted model, not a curated record